UCACAUGGACCUUGAGGAUAUAUAUAGUUGCGAACGUUAUGGUGUGUGGGAGACGCGGUUUGCGGGGCACGAUUGAAUCCGGGCCGUGGGAUGGGUCGCCUGAACUUCAGCAGCUGGCCCACCCGAAUGGGAACUACUUAGUACAUUUAUGCAGAGGACUGUACAAGAAGGUGACGAUUGGGGCAGAAGAAGAAGAAUUGGAUCUAGAUGAAGCUGAUGUUGAGAGUGUGGCGGAUGAGCGGCGGGCGCGUCCCCCUCCUGAGCCACCACCAUGGAGUGCAAGCAAAUCUAGGGUUUGGAAGAAGAUGGGUGAACUCUAUUUUAAUUGCAUUUUAUUCAGUUUGUGUUUUUCUGUCGAAUUGCAUGUUGUUUUUGACGUGUUCUUUUUUCCUAGUAGAGAAAUUCUUAAAUUUAGAUUAGGUGAUGAGAAGUCCGGUUUGCCAGUCAUUGGCUCAGUUAUGCCCAUUACAGGAUCAGCGAAUGUUAUUGCUUGUACAGAGGUGAUAGAUUCUCUGUCUGGUUCAAGGUCGGACGGCAGACAUAAAGCUUUUUAUCGUUUUGUUUACUCCUUUUUCCUUGAUUGUAUUAUCA
Molecule: messenger RNA, 591 nt
Organism: Cuscuta europaea
Lineage: Eukaryota; Viridiplantae; Streptophyta; Magnoliopsida; Solanales; Convolvulaceae
Source: the annotation of a GenBank genome assembly